Lactuca sativa (garden lettuce) is the source of this 1575-nucleotide messenger RNA. RefSeq lists its product as uncharacterized. Lineage: Eukaryota; Viridiplantae; Streptophyta; Magnoliopsida; Asterales; Asteraceae. The record is from RefSeq and is a predicted model, not a curated record. Gene Ontology annotation, molecular function: protein binding.
AUGGCGGAAGGGAUGAGUGGAAGCCCACUAUUAGAAGAUAUCCCGGAGUUGCUCCACCGCAUACAAAUGCGGUUGCCGGUAAAAGAAGCCGCCCGCACCAGCGUCUUGUCGAAGUCAUGGCUACACGCUUGGUCUACCAUCCCUACCCUCAGGUUUCUUCAAGCCACAAUGUCUCUUCGCAAAGAACAAAAGCCAGAGCACUUAAAGGUGAUUGACCACACUCUCAAAAAGUAUCUCCAUAACAACAUACCAAUCGAAAGACUUUACCUUAUGAUCGACACCGAGAAUCAGGAGUACUCGUCUUCUCUUGCUGAAAAAUGGAUUACGUCUGUUGCAACCAAAAGUUGUCUGAAGCAGCUUUCCAUCUUAAUCAUGGUUACAAGUGCAUCCUUUAGUUUGCCAGAUGAUAUACUCUCUGGCAAAAACCUAACUAAGUUAAGAGUUACAGGUUCUUUCUCAAAGAUCCAUUCCCUUUUAAUGACUACCCAUCCUGUCAUCAACUCGGUGUCCCUACGAAAACUGCACUUGAAGCAUGUUCACAUAAGUGAACAGGUUAUUCAUGAGAUAUUCUCUACUUGUAAAUUGCUUGUGGAUGUAGAACUUUUUCAUUGCAAGGGCUUUGAUACCAUCAAGAUUAAAAACCUUGGUUUUCUUAACAAUUUACAAAUUGAUUCAUAUGAACGAAACCGUAUUCUGGAAAUCAAUGAGGUCCCGAAUCUAAGCUUCUUUUGGUGUGUAGGAAACCCUCUUUCAGUUAACAUGGGUUCCUUAGAAAAAGUGACGCAUUUAUCGUUUGGUGAUGUGUUCAUGGACGAAGCAUUUCUAGACAUGAUGAAAUUAAAAUUCCCUUUGCUCGAGAGUUUGACACUUUAUAUGAGAUUAUGGAAUUUCGAAAGCUUCCAUUUCACAUGUGCUUCCUUGAAGAGAUUGUCAUUACUGGGGUGCUCAUUGAGGCUUAUCAAUGUACAAGUUAAUGCACCAAAAUUACAUUCUUUUUGUUUUGAAGGUCAGACAAUGCCUAGUCUCAUGUUUCCAGCUGUUGCCAACUCUGGACUCAAGAAAAUCAAGCUUGGAAUGUAUCUAAGCAAUCCGGUUGAUACUUCUUUUUUUCUCAAGAUGAGGAACGCACUUGAGUUAUCAAUCGAGCGUGAAAUUGGAAUAACCAUGACCAAUAUUGUCAUAGUCCCACCAUUUGAGGUCGACAUCAUCAAUCUAAGAAAAAUGGCAAAAUUUCCGGCUUUAGACGUGAAACGGCUGUUGUUUAAAACGAUUGGGGAUGAAGGUCUGUGGGAGAGUUCUCCAUUUUUUGAUGCAUUUUUUACGAUUUGUCAUCCUAAGAAAAUAAUUACAAAGCCAGACAAGAUGUUCCAACACCACAAUCACUUUUGCAAGCUGAUGGUGAGAGAGGUCAUGGAGAAGAAGAACACUGGAAAGGCCGAGGAGUAUUUGAAUUGGCCUUAUUACUUGAAAGGUUUUGAAGUAAAAUCCGAAAAAGAGAAAAGCCUUCCAGAUGGUUUGAGAACCUCUUUAGAUGGGUCGUCACGUCACAGUGUUUUCAAACUAAAUUGGCGUUAA